AAAUGAUUCGUGUUAGUUGUUUUACGUAACUUGAAGAAGACCCCAAAGCUGGUAGCUAACUGCAACUGGUUAUUGUGAAUCAACAAUCUUCAAGUUUUCAACAUUGAAUAUGGAUAUUCUUAAAGCCGAAAUCGCAAGGAAGAGGAAGGUGAUGGAAGAGAAACACCUUCUAGAUGAUAACAAAAAGUACUUCAAGCGAGCUGAUCUUGCACGGAAGGAAGAGGAAGAGUAUUACAAAAGAUGUGGCUACAAGGUUGCUAUUGAAAAGCCCGUGGGACAGCCGGAGCAGAAAGAGGAAGAACCGAAGCCAUCCAGUUCAUCGAAUCCAGUGCUCGAGCUGGAGCUAACAGAGGAGAAGCUUCCAAUGUCCCUCUCUCGACAGGAGGUGAUCCGCCGGCUUCGGGAGCGUGGAGAGCCUAUCCGGCUGUUCGGCGAGUCUGACUAUGAAGCCUUCCAGAGGCUGAGGAAAAUUGAGAUCCUCGCACCAGAAGUCAACAAGGGCUUGAGGAAUGACCUGAAGGCUGCCAUGGAUAAGAUUGACCAGCAGUACCUCAAUGAGGUUGUGGGAGGACAGGAGGCUGGUGAGGUCGACACACAGCACGACCUGAAAGUGCACGAGGAAAACACCACCAUAGAGGAACUGCAGGCUCUGGGAGAGUCCUUGGGUACUGGAGAUGACAAUGGCGACCAGGAUGUCAUUCACAAAGUCUUAAGGUUCUUGUUAGGUGUGUGGGCUAAGGACCUGAAUUCAAGAGAGGAUCAUGUUAAGAGAAGUGUCCAGGGCAAGCUGGCCAGUGCUACACAGUCGCAGACAGAAUCUUACCUCAAGCCCCUCUUCAGGAAGCUGCGCAAGAAGACUCUGCCCGCAGACAUCAAGGAGUCCAUCACAGACAUUAUCAAAUUCAUGCUGCAGAGAGAGUAUGUGAAGGCCAAUGACGCCUACCUACAGAUGGCCAUUGGCAACGCCCCCUGGCCCAUCGGAGUGACCAUGGUGGGCAUCCACGCCCGUACGGGACGAGAGAAGAUCUUCUCCAAACACGUGGCGCACGUGCUGAACGACGAGACCCAGCGGAAGUACAUCCAGGGAAUGAAGAGGUUGAUGACCAUCUGCCAGAAGCAUUUCUCCACAGACCCCUCUAAGUGUGUGGAGUACAAGGCCCUCUGAGUCUCUACGGAGAUGAUGUCCUUUGUGUGUGUGUGUGUGUGUGUGUGUGUGUGUGUGUGUGUGUGUGUGUGUGUGUGUGUGUGUCUGUGUACACAAGACAAAAGAAACACUUACACAUGUGUCCAUGUGUAAAUAGAUGAGGACAUGUCAUUCUUCAAGUCAUUUUACACAAAUGUCCCAACACUGCUUCAUCAUGUGCAUACAGUGUGUGUGUGCUUGGGUGUGUGUGUGUGUGUGUGUGAGAGAGAGAGAGAGAAUUGUGUUUUGGGCUUAUGAGGGAUGAGGUGCCUAAGUUUUAUUAUGCAGAUCUCUCCAGACCAGUGUGGAGUGGAGGGUGGGAAUUGCCUGUUUUAGAGGGGUGUCUAUUUUAGGGCCCAAACUGUCUUUCACCACCAUGUUGUUCACCUGUAUUUUCAUGUUUUAAUUAAACAUUCUCAACCAA
Alosa sapidissima (American shad) is the source of this 1607-nucleotide messenger RNA. RefSeq names its product PRP18 pre-mRNA processing factor 18 homolog (yeast) (gene prpf18). Gene Ontology annotation, biological process: RNA splicing; generation of catalytic spliceosome for second transesterification step. Bases 110 to 1165 code for a protein of 351 amino acids. The transcript has 11 exons. The record is from RefSeq and is a predicted model, not a curated record. NCBI's taxonomy places the organism in Eukaryota, Metazoa, Chordata, Actinopteri, Clupeiformes, Clupeidae. Gene Ontology annotation, cellular component: U2-type post-spliceosomal complex; U4/U6 x U5 tri-snRNP complex; U5 snRNP.